Molecule: messenger RNA, 969 nt
Organism: Ceutorhynchus assimilis (cabbage seed weevil)
Lineage: Eukaryota; Metazoa; Arthropoda; Insecta; Coleoptera; Curculionidae
Source: the annotation of a GenBank genome assembly
GUCAAGACCCGUGAAGACUUACAUAACCUUAAAAUAAUGGCCUUCAAUUUAAAAAAAUUCAAUUAUUAUUAAGAAAUAAACAGAAGAAAAUAAGAUAGAAUGAUUAAACUGUUUUCAAAGCGGCCAAUUACGCGAAUAGUCAGCAAUCAAUGUUCCUGUAAUAGGUUCUCGACAAAGAACGAAUCGACAUCCCCAAAGGAUACAAAUACCAAAACAGCCGUAAAGCCCUACAAAUCCAAGGAACUAAAAAAGGAAGACUUGGAAUGGAGGAGCCGACCAAACGUUCGCUAUUACGACUUUUUAAGAACCUUUUAUAAAGAGGAUAAUAAUGUUACUACUCUAACGUGGCUUCAACAACCCAUCGACUUCAGCCCUAGUUCUAUUAAGAAAUGGUGGCACAGAAAGAAGGAAUUUGAGGAUACUUUUUUACAACAGUACAUUGAAGAACGACAUAAUAUAUUAGGCCCAGAGUUAGCUUGUGCCCAUUUCAUAGUUUUCCGUGGUGGGGCAGUCAAAUUUCACAAUGAUAACAAAUGGAUCAAAGCCGUUAACGGGGAAUAUGUUCUACCAACUAAAUACCAGAAAAACAUGUAUUUGCAGGCAAUAGACUGUUCAAACAUGAGUCUUAGAUACGAAGGUUUAGACAAUUUGAGAGACUUGAACAAUGUAGAAUGGCUUAGUUUCAAAAAUUGUAAACACAUCGAUGACUUUUGUAUGGAUGUUGUGAGUAACAUUUUCUCUCAUAGUUUGAGGUAUUUGGAUUUGAGAGAUUGUAUGGGCGUUACAGAGAGAGGCUUGGGGGCUGUGUACAAAAUGCCUGAAUUGAACAUUCUUUAUUUGGAUGAUUUGUUGAAGGACACUAGAUAUGAAUUGACAUGUUUGCUUUUGGAGGAGCUGAAUACCAAAUUGAUUAUCAAAAGUGAUGUUGUAGAGUUUGAUAUUAAACGCUAAUAAAGUAUUCAUAUAUUA